UCUGUUUCACACCGCUUCAGUCGAAAGGGAGGGAGAGAGGCGUCUGAGGAGGAAUCGUAGGUGAGGUUUGGACCACAGCCGGCGAGGUGGAGGAGGAGGAGAUCGCGCGCCUCGUACACAUUUGAAGGAUGCGCUGCCGCGCGCAACGGCGCGUACUGUAGAGAUACAGCGAGCUUGCGGGAUUGAGGCGUCAGGGUUUCUUUCUCUAUCCAUGUUUGGCUUUGUUCAAGAAAACCUGUCACUAUCUGACACUCCGUGAGCAAACAGCAUCACUUUACGGACGGAAGAAGAGGAAGGCAGGAGUGGGCUGUUUCUCUUCUCGCAAACAUCCAGAGCACUGCUUUAAUGAAGAAACAGACCUACUAACAAUCUCACAGAAGGGACCCUCCAGAACAAGUAUGGGGUCACCAUGGAAACCACUUCUCCUGCUGUCAGUUAUCAGCGGCCUAGCAGAUUUUGCUAGAGCCGUUGCCGGGAGACCUGUGUCAUAUGCUGCAGUGCUGCGGAUGAAAGCAGACAGUUCCUCAUCCUCCUCACUCAACUCCAGGAUGAGGUUAAGGAACAACCAUGGAGUGGGAUCAUCUAGCCAGGACUGGCCUCCGUUCUCCAGACACAGAUACUCGGCCCUCAGCUCACAGGAGGACUACAGGAGCGAAGAGAGCGAGGAGUUCGGUCCAGUGUUCUUUCAAGAGCCAGAUGAUGGAAUCUUCUCCCUGGAUUCGGAUGAUAAGAAAGUGAUAAUGAAUUGUGAAGCCAGAGGAAACCCUGUUCUGACCUACAGUUGGCUGAUCAACGGAACCGUUGUGGACACAGAAGCGGAUUUCCGCUACAGUUUGAUUGCUGGGAACUUAAUAAUACACAAUGCAAGCGAGGCCAUUGAUUAUGGGAGAUACCAGUGUAGAGCUGAAAACAGCAUUGGCACCGUCCUGAGUCGAGAUGCACUCCUGCAGUUUGCCUAUCUCGGGGCGUUCAGCGGUCGGGCGAGAGGAGCUGUUUCGGUGAGGGAAGGCCAGGGCGUUGUGCUAAUGUGUGCCCCCCCUCCUCAUUCGCCAGAGAUCAUCUACAGCUGGGUGUUCAAUGAGCUUCCCUCGUUCGUGGCAGAGGACAGCCGGCGAUUCAUCUCGCAGGAAACGGGAAAUCUGUAUAUCUCCAAGGUGCAGCCCUCGGACGUGGGCAGCUACGUGUGCCAAGUGAAGAACACUGUGACCAACGCCAGGGUCCUGAGCCCACCGACGCCUCUGGCUCUCAAAACAGAUGGAGUGAUGGGGGAGUACGAGCCCAAAAUUGAAGCGCAUUUUCCCCAGACGGUGCUGGCAGCCAAAGGCGUCACAGUGAGGCUGGAGUGCUUUGCCCUUGGGAAUCCUGUCCCCACUAUCACCUGGAGGAAGAUGAGUGGGAACAUCCCCAAAAAAGCCCGUCUGCGCAAAUCACAAGCUGUUCUCGAGAUCCCCAACAUCCAGCUAGAGGAUUCUGGGAGUUAUGAGUGUAAAGCUGAGAACACCAGAGGAGGCACUGCGUUCAGAGGACACCUCCAGGUCUACACUCUGCCGCAGUGGAUCAGCAUGAUAAAUGACACUCAACUGGACAGCGGAGAGCAGCUCCAUUGGGAGUGUCGAGCCACAGGAAAACCCAGGCCCACAUAUCGCUGGCUGCGCAACGGAGAACCUCUCAACUCACAGAGCAGAGUGGAAAUGGUGAAUGGGGAGCUUAUCAUUCACAGACUACAGCAGGCUGAUUCGGGAAUGUACCAGUGCAUCGCAGAGAACAAGUAUGGAGCCAUCUACUCCAGCGCAGAGCUCAAAAUACUAGCGUCAGCUCCCAUGUUCAGCACCAACCCUUUCCGGCUCAUUGCAACCGUUGGAAAAGACGUGUCUCUGGAGUGCCGUCCACGUGCGUCACCCAAACCCAGAAUCUCAUGGAGGAAAAAUGAUAGGAGAGUCCAGCCCAGCCGAAGGUGUGAUAAUUAUCAGGAUUCAGGAUGA
Molecule: messenger RNA, 1982 nt
Organism: Sinocyclocheilus rhinocerous
Lineage: Eukaryota; Metazoa; Chordata; Actinopteri; Cypriniformes; Cyprinidae
Product: contactin-5-like
Exons: 13
Coding region: 399-1982 (527 amino acids)
Biological process (GO): brain development; axon guidance; cell-cell adhesion
Cellular component (GO): axon; plasma membrane
Molecular function (GO): cell-cell adhesion mediator activity
Source: RefSeq, a predicted model, not a curated record